ACCUUGGCACCACUGGCACCUUUGGGUGCAGCAGGCGACCUCGGAUGCACCACCUGACACGCAGGAGGGUAGGGGGCGUGCCAAGCCUUGUGUGUGUGUGUGCGUGUGCGCGCUCGGAUCUGUCACCUUCACUGAUACCUGUCCUACUCGCACCCAUCGGCGAUGACAAUCGGUGCAGUUUAAGCCAUGAGUCAGUUUCGGGCGUUAGCGGGUGUGCUGAGGAGUGGGCGUGCCGGGGGGAGUCAGUGGCUGCGAGGUUGUGGAGGAGGCCCGGCCAGGCGCUGGGUUGAUCCCAGGAGAGGCUGCUCCUCCGGGACUGCGCCUGCUCCCUCAGCGGUGGUCAGUAGCUCCAGCUAUGUGGAGGAGAUGUAUUUUGCCUGGCUGGAGGAUCCUAAAAACGUCCACGAGACUUGGGACGCAUUCUUCCGUAACAUCCAGGCCUCCAGUCCGUCUGGCGAGGCGGGUGAGAGACGCCCCUCCGCUCUGCUCCAGGGCCGAGUGCUGUCCCACUCACCAGACAUGGCGCAGAAAGUGGUGGAGGACCACCUGGCUGUGCACACUCUCAUUAGAGCCUACCAGAUUCGUGGUCACCAUGUUGCCCAGUUAGAUCCUCUGGGAAUCCUGGAGGCUGACCUGGACUCCUUCGUUCCCUCUGACCUGAUCACCAGCCUCGAUAAGUUAGGUUUCUACGGUCUUGAUGAGUCUGACUUGGACAGGAGCUUUCAACUGCCCCCCACCACCUUCAUCGGAGGAGGAGACACCACUCUUCCUCUUAGAGAAAUCAUACGCAGACUAGAGACAUCCUACUGCAGUCACAUAGGGGUUGAAUUUAUGUUCAUUAACAAUGUGGACCAGUGUCAGUGGAUUCGUCAGAAAAUUGAGACUCCAGGGAUCAUGCAGUUCACUAAUGCUGAGAAGAGAACUUUGUUAGCCCGCCUGAUCAGAUCCACACGGUUUGAGGACUUCCUGGCCAGAAAGUGGUCAUCAGAGAAACGUUUUGGUCUGGAAGGCUGUGAAGUGCUCAUCCCUGCCCUUAAAACCAUCAUCGACAAGUCGAGCGCUGCAGGCAUCGACAGUGUGAUCAUGGGGAUGCCCCAUCGGGGUCGACUGAAUGUCUUGGCCAAUGUCAUCCGUAAGGACUUGGAUCAGAUCUUCUGUCAGUUUGACCCCAAGUUAGAGGCUGCUGAUGAGGGUUCGGGUGAUGUCAAAUACCACCUUGGGAUGUACCAUGAGAGGAUUAACCGUGAAACAGACAAGAACAUCACACUGUCACUCAUGGCAAACCCGUCCCACCUGGAGGCAGUGGAUCCAGUGGUUCAGGGCAAGGCCAAAGCUGAGCAGUUCUACAGAGGAGACACUCAGGGAAAGAAGGUGAUGUCCAUCUUGAUGCAUGGUGACGCUGCAUUUGCUGGACAAGGUGUUGUGUAUGAGACUUUCCACCUAAGUGAGCUGCCCUCCUACACCACACAUGGGACAAUCCAUGUGGUGGUCAACAACCAGAUUGGCUUCACUACGGACCCUCGAGUGGCCCGCUCCUCCCCCUACCCCACUGAUGUGGCUCGGGUUGUCAAUGCACCCAUCUUCCAUGUGAAUGCCGAUGACCCUGAGGCUGUCAUGUAUGUGUGCCGGGUGGCUGCAGAAUGGAGGACCACCUUCAAUAAAGAUGUCGUCAUUGACCUGGUUAGUUACAGACGGUUUGGCCACAAUGAGAUGGACGAGCCCAUGUUCACCCAGCCGCUGAUGUACAAACAGAUCCGUCGGCAGGAGCAUGUGCUGAAAAAGUACUCUGACAAGCUCAUUGCUGAGGGUGUGGUGACACUGCAGGAAUUUGAGGAAGAAGUUGCCAAAUAUGACAAGAUAUGUGAGGAGGCAUACACCAGCUCCAAGGAUGAAAAGAUUUUACAUAUUCAACACUGGCUCGACUCCCCCUGGCCAGAUUUCUUCACAGCGGAGGGAGAACCCAGGAGCAUGAGCUGUGUCCCCACAGGACUGGAUGAGGAGGUUCUGCAGCACAUUGGCCAGACAGCCAGCUCAGUGCCUCUGGAAGAUUUUAAGAUCCACCCUGGUGUGUCUCGUAUCCUUCGUGGUCGAGCUGAGCUGGUGAAGAAUCGGCAAAUGGACUGGGCUCUAGGAGAGUACAUGGCUUUUGGUUCCCUACUCAAAGACGGCAUCCAUGUGCGACUCAGUGGGCAGGAUGUAGAGCGGGGCACCUUUAGUCACCGUCAUCAUGUUCUACACGACCAAGAGGUGGACAAACGUAUCUGUGUUCCCAUGAAUCACCUGUGGGCCAACCAGGCUCCUUAUACUGUCUGCAACAGCUCCUUAUCAGAGUUUGGAGUGCUAGGUUUUGAGCUUGGCUUCGCCAUGGCAAGUCCAAAUGCACUGAUCCUCUGGGAGGCCCAGUUUGGUGACUUUCACAACACAGCCCAGUGUAUCAUUGACCAGUUUAUCAGCUCGGGCCAGGCCAAGUGGGUCCGCAACAAUGGUAUUGUGCUGCUGCUGCCACAUGGGAUGGAGGGAAUGGGCCCAGAACAUUCAUCAGCUCGACCCGAACGCUUCCUGCAAAUGAGUAAAGAUGAUCCUGAUCACUUCCCUGAGUUCAGUGGAGAUUUUGAGGUCCAGCAGCUGAAUGAUUGUAACUGGAUUGUGGUCAACUGCUCCACACCUGCUAACUACUGUCAUGUGAUCAGACGGCAGAUUCUGCUGCCAUUCAGAAAACCGCUGAUCAUUUUCACUCCUAAGUCUCUGCUGAGGCUCCCGGAUGCAAGGUCCAGUUUUGAUGAUCUAUCCCAAGGCACUAAGUUCAAGAGGUUGAUUCCAGACGAGGGCCCUGUGAAUCAAAACCCAGCCCAGGUGAAGAGAGUAAUCUUCUGCACUGGCAAAGUCUAUUAUGAACUGGCUAAAGAGAGGAAACAGCAAAAAAUGGAGAAAGACAUCGCCAUCAUCAGACUUGAACAGAUCUCUCCGUUCCCAUUUGACCUUGUCAGAGCAGAGGCAGACAAAUACGUCAACGCUGAGCUGGUCUGGUGUCAGGAAGAGCACAAGAACAUGGGCUACUACGAUUAUGUCCGGCCACGUUUCCUUACAGUGGUGGCCAACAUGAAACCCGUUUGGUAUGUGGGACGGGACCCGGCAGCUGCUCCCGCGACAGGAAACAAGUCCACUCACCUCAAUGAGCUGAAGAGGUUCAUGGACACAGCUUUUAACCUGAGCGCCUUUGAGGGGAAGGACUUGUAACGGAGAACUGGAACAAGAACCAGGCUGGAGGUGCAGUUUCAUCUCCAACCACCAUGGUCUAUUUAUUAAGUCUUCAGGUGGCAACUCUUUUAGCUUUGUAAUAAUCACUCGGUAAUCAUGUGUAAAAGAUAAGUCGGCAACACUAACUGACUUAUGCCUGGAUCACACUACAUUGUUCCCUGGCUCGAUGUCAAGUAAAAUCAAGUCAUGUUUAUUUAUAUAACACCCUCAAUCAUUAUAGCCUCUUUUGAAUGAGGAAACCUCUUCAAAAACACCUCUGUGGGAUUGGGUGGGAAUAUCAUAUCGUGUAGUCUGAUCCCGGCUUUACUGGAAGAAUCUGCACUUAAUUCAAUCAACACUAUUCUGCACCUUUAUAUACUUUUACAGAAUAAGUGCAGUGUGUGUAUACACCUCAAAGUCUGUCUAAAGAGAGCUAGACACUAAGACUUUACAAUAAGGGACACAAAAUUUGGAGCAGUUACCAGGGAACCAAUGAGAAACGAUUGAGGAACUUACUGCUAGGGAACCAUUACUUAAUAUGUAACAUGAAUGUUUUGUUUGUUGAUGUUUGAAAGGCGUGACUCCUCGUUCGGCAUGCAGAUGUUAGACUUGACAGAUUAUCAUAUACUGUAUCACGCAUAUUACCCAGCAAGCAUCACUGUAUAUCUGUAUAUGACAAAGAUACCAGAGAAAAUAAUUAUUAUUCAUUUAAUUGAACAGUUUUUCAUAGUUUUUCUAGUAGUAUAAGCAUAUCGUUUUGUUAAUGGUUGCUGCUGACUAUUUAAAAAAAAAAUGGAUGGGUUUGUCUUUUCAAGGGCAUUUUUUGCACUAUUUCUGAGGGGACAACUUGUAGUUAUCAUUAAAUGACAAAGUAAAGAUUCAGUACUCAGUAACCACUCAGUAUUACGCACCACUUUACUUUAGGGGCCACCAAAACAGUCACUAAUGUUUUAAGUAUUUAUUAAUGAAUGAAUUGUUACGAAUAUUCUGCCGUAAACAGAGGUUCAUAUGAAGAAAGUGGUCAGUAUGGUCGUUUCACAGAUAUUCACAAACUAAUCAUUCCCUAAUAAAAUAAAAAUAAUUCAUAAAUAAAGGAUCUGUUCUGUAGUAACUCAUCAUUAUCUACUAUAUAGUCCUCCAUUGGGAAUUAUUAGCGAACUACUUAUUAACAAUUCAUCAAUUAUGAAGUUAUCGCUGAUUUGUUCCUCACUUGUUUCUUAAUUAACUAAUCAUUAGCUACUUAUUACUACUAUAAAAUUUGAUUAGGAGUCACUCAAUAACUAAUGGUUCACUAGCAGUUAGUUUCUCAUUUAUUCCCUGAGAACUACUCCAAAUUUUCCAGUGUCCUUUAUUCUAAAGUGUUACCAACUUAGAAGGAUAGAUUUUCAGCCUGUCAACGGUGCUACACCUCCAUCCUACACUCCAUCAUCUUCAUUUCAAAAUAAGAGAUUAUACAAACAUUGAAUAUAAUGUAAUAAAACAUAGUUAUCUAGUAUAGUGCUGGAAUAGCAAUAGUAUACUCUUUGUACCUUUAAUAACAUUCACACACCAAAAUCCAGAUUUGUGACAAUCACUUGUUAUUGGAGUAGCUUUAGUACUAUAGAUACCUCCAUUGCUGCCACUCUGAAUAUUAGUAUAUUUUAGUAGUAUUGAUUUGUAUUUGUUGUGUUUUUAUAGAUGUAUAGCAGGAGCUAAGAGACGCACACAAAACAUCAACUUAUACAAUGAAUGUGACUCACAUAUCACAGGUAUGAAGACUAUUCUGAAAUUUAACACAUGAGUAGGUUUAGUGCCUGUGUUUGCUUUGGCUACCUUAGCUGCUAGCGGAGGAGUCUGUAUUUAUUGUCACACCUCACUUCACCAGGAGACAUGAGCCAGCUGGCACAGAGACUUGCAGCCAUGUUUUCUACUUAGGACAUAAGGCUCGGCUUCCUCUUCGGAGGCUUGAGGGAUGCGCACACGCAAUAAACACCACACAUAAACACAGCAAAAGCCUUAGAAGCUUAGAGAGCAAUAUUGAUGCCUGGCUGUCACAUUAAAAUCCCCAGGUAUUUAACAGAAUUGAUAUUGGUUACCACUGUGCUUAGAAAUGCUCCAUAAAACUAGACCUACUGUUUAGCUAUAUUGUAUCUUACCCUUUUCCACUUCCAGCUGGGAGAUUUAACCAUAAGCCAUACACAAAUGUAAUUUACAUAAAAAAAAAAAAAAAAAAAGGUGUUAGUUUUGUAUUGAAAAAUCCAUUUUAAUGUGGGCAUUGAAACAUAUGCACAACUUGAUGAGCUGCACUUCCUCUGGGAAUAAUAAAAUAUGCAAUAAAAUGUAUUGAAGUUGAAUAA
Molecule: messenger RNA, 5573 nt
Organism: Dicentrarchus labrax (European seabass)
Lineage: Eukaryota; Metazoa; Chordata; Actinopteri; Moronidae
Gene: ogdhl
Product: oxoglutarate dehydrogenase L
Exons: 23
Coding region: 187-3237 (1016 amino acids)
Biological process (GO): tricarboxylic acid cycle
Cellular component (GO): mitochondrion; oxoglutarate dehydrogenase complex
Molecular function (GO): oxoglutarate dehydrogenase (succinyl-transferring) activity; thiamine pyrophosphate binding
Source: RefSeq, a predicted model, not a curated record